Onthophagus taurus is the source of this 5740-nucleotide messenger RNA. It is a transcript of the gene Hers, whose product is annotated as Histone gene-specific Epigenetic Repressor in late S phase. Gene Ontology annotation, biological process: heterochromatin formation; negative regulation of DNA-templated transcription. Gene Ontology annotation, molecular function: chromatin binding; transcription cis-regulatory region binding. The record is from RefSeq and is a predicted model, not a curated record. NCBI's taxonomy places the organism in Eukaryota, Metazoa, Arthropoda, Insecta, Coleoptera, Scarabaeidae. Gene Ontology annotation, cellular component: chromatin silencing complex.
GCUGUAAAAUGGUGGUCUGUCAGGCACUCACGUAAAUAGGGCGGGGAGUUUACAUCGCCGUUCGGGUUUUCGUUCGGUACGUAAAGUUUUUGUGAAAAUACGUCAAAAAUUUCCAUUCUGGAUGAUAUAAUAAAAGUGUCCGGUAUCUAAACAGUAAAGAAUUGGGAUUCCUAUCGAUCCCAAAACUUGAAAUGUGGCUCAUGAUACGUGUGCGUGUGUGAAAAUGUGUCCGUGACAAUCGAAGGUAAACAAUUGUGACUCGCGCUCCAUCUCUCUCUUGUUUUUUUUAAACUAUCAGUGCGGUAUUUCACGAUAAUGUUUUUUGAACAAACUCCAUGAAUUGUGAUUGAAAAACGUAUUGUUCUGUUACGGUUACUAAUAAUUUUCUUUCCUUUUUUCCCCCCAAUCAUGAACUAAGGACGGGAACAUCUCUUCGUCUUUGCUGAGGGUAAAUCGAUGGUAUUGUGAUUGGGUGGACGAAGGCGCAGGACUCAAGUUAACACCACGUUGUAUUGGACACAGUGUACCGCGAGAUCCUGUGCGGAAUUGUUCUGUGGGGCUCUUGGUGCGUCGGGGGCCCCCACAUAAAGACUGUGUUAUAGUGCCAAAGAUGAUGAGCGAAGCAGGCGAGUAGUCGGAGGUACUCCAUAUGAAAAACGCAGCGAUGACGAAGAGGACUUCUGUCAAUAAGAAGGCGAAGGAAAUAGUGCGAAAGAAGAAAAAGAAAGACCUGGAGCAAUCGAUGAACGAGACUAUCUCGUUUGUCAUCAAAGGAAAGUUAACCCCGCUGAAACCUAUGGAGAACGCAAAGUUUAAGAGGUUGAGGAAAAAAAUACCGCCAAAAUUACAAGAGCACAAAAUCAAAUAUAUAAAGCAAAAGAAAAAAGUUUGCCGAAUACGAAAGCAACAGAAAGAAUCCCCGAAUCAAGAUGAGAAGAAACAAACGAGAAGCGGAAAAUCAGGUCCAAAAGUUGAGACAGCCGGAAAAAGCGAAGAAAAAGAUCUGCCAAGCCUUAAAGCACAAAAUCCAAAACGAAAAUCAUCAAAACCAACGGAAUCUUCCAAAACCAUCGCUUCGCAAAAGAAGCAAAAAGUUAAAGACCAAAAAGGGGACGAGGAAUCAUCAAAAUCAGAAAACCCGGGAUUACCCGAAAAAAAAGCCAAUAAUAAACCAACAAUCAAAAAGGAAUGUAAAAAGAUUUUAGUGACCGCAAAAACCUUCGGGACCAACACAUCAUCAAAAACCACACCCAACAAAAAAAUAUCAAAACCAAAAGAAAAAAGCAAACCAGACCAAAAAAUCGCUCCUAAAAAGAAAACACCUGUUUCUGUUUCUUCCCCAAAAGAAUCUCAACCCACGACGGAUUUAACGCCAAAAAAUGACGAACCACCAAAAAUAAAAAUUGAACCUGUCGAAGAAACGCCCACAAUCCCAACUGAAAAUAUUGAAGAGAAACAGAUUGAGAAAGAAACUGAUAAUAUCAGUAUCGAAGAGGCACCAACAAUUAAGGAAGAACCAAAACACGACGAUGAAUCCAUUCCGUUAUCUGUUACUGACGAUGAACGCAAAACACCAAGUCCCAAACCAAAGAAAAAAGCCCCCACAAAAUCAUCUAAUAAAUCCAAGUUAAGUCCAAAAGAUGAGCAAAAAAAGAAAAUGAAACUUUUUUCAUUAUGGAAUGGCCCAAAAAGACAUCGCGUCGCUUCGUUGAACGCGUUAGCAAAAGUUCAUUGUUUAUACGAAAACGAAUCUCGUGGUAACUUCAUCGAUAACAUCCCACCUAUUAAACGAGAACCGUCCGAUAGACGAGAAAGAUCUAAACCAAAAGCGAGAGAAAGAAGAGAUUCGUCGGAAGAUCCGCCGCCGACGAGAACAUUGCGAACAGCGCCGGGGCUUCGCGGAGUUGGAAAACAUUGGGAUAUGCAUGACACGAUGUCCUCUUCAAGUUCUGAAGAUAGUUACGAAAGCGCCAACGAAUCCGUAAUUGAAAAAAUGAAGGACGAACCGGUUUCGAAACCGGAGGAGAAGAAGGCGCCUGUUAAACGUCGGAAGAGGAACGAGGUUAUCAUGGAUCUGAAGGAUAUGGUCGUGAGGAAACGUAUGGCCAGUUUGAACGCAAGCGCUAUUUUAGCGGCUAGUUAUUCUUUAGAAAAAAAUUCUUCGAGGAGUCCCCUUAAUUCGAGCGAUUCAGACACUGAAUCGGACUCGUACAGCGACGAUUACGACAUCCCCAGAAGACCGGACGAAGACGCGAAAAAGGACAACAGCGAUAAGGUUAUCGAGGUUAGGGCCACGCCAUCGAACAAGAAGGUGGCCGUUAUUGUGAAUCAGGACACGGACGUCACCAUCACCGGGGUUUACGUGAAUAGCACUACGAGGUCAACACAUCAUGAAGGAUAUUGCAGCAUCGCCGGGAUGCAGUACAGGAUAUCGGCCACGAGCCAUACGCAGACGGCUGCCACCGCCGUUGCCACGGAAACUCUUCUGCAGUCCGCCUCGAGCAGCAGCCAGGAGAAUUCAAAUGGUGAAUCAACACCAAGUAAAUCUUACACCCCUUUGGAUGCAUUAUCGAAUAUGCAACCCCCCACGGGGGCAACUGGACAACAUUCAGUACCAAUAGGACACCAUCACUUGGGGCCACCGCAUAUUAGUCCCCAGUUGUCACCGUUACCGCGUCGCCACGGUUGUUCGAGCGCUUUCUCGGCCCCACCAGGACAUUAUCCAGCUACCGGACACCACCAUCACCACCCACAAACGCAACUCCACCCGGAACAGGGUUACGUGCACGGAUAUUAUCAACCGGCUGGACCGUUGAUAAACGUUCCGCACCAUGCCCACACGCAACCACAAUCGCUGGGCAAAACUGCUCCUCUAUCGGAACCAUCUCCAUCUAUUACACCACCACCGACGCAACAUCCACCCACCACUGGUUCUGCAGGAGAUUCCUCCGAUAAUGAUGUGAUAAUAACUUCGGUUAUAACAAAGGACAGUUCUCCGCCGCAACAGCAGCCAACAUAUCGUGUGGCGCAGUACCCGCCGCCCCCGACCCACUCCUACCCGUACGCAUAUCCGUAUUAUCCAGCCCCACCGCCCCCGCAUCCCGCGGCUACCUACACUCACCACGACCUCUGUUACCCUUCGGCCGCCGCGUACCUCCACAAGUACCCCUACAGAAGGUACAUGCCGCCCUCGACCAGCAGCCCUUAUUUCCCCGCCGGCCCCGCUGAUUUAUACGCCACCCCACCCCCGGUCCAGCAGACCGUCUCGUCGCAAUCCAGUCAACAGUUGCAGAAACUUCACCAUCAACACUUGUCUUGUAAUUUGUGUCCUCAGGUGGUGACGGCAUCGCAAUCGGCGGCCGUUGCAACUUCUGGAAGCAGCGGAGGAACAACGGGUUACCAACCACCCCCGAGUGGACCACCACCAGCACCGCCUACGAUACUAGAUACGUAUCCCCCACCGCCUACGCAACCUCCGCCAACGCUCGUCGAAUCUUAUCCGCCACCCCCGCAUUAUUAUCCAGGAUAUGCACCGCCGCCGCCGUGUUAUUCACACCCGCCCGCCAGAACGUUACCCUAUGGAGCUUAUCAAAGUUGUCCAUGCCCAAUGAACACCUGUCCAAAAAACGUCCAUACUGGACCUCUUAUUGGUAGUAGUAAGAGGUCAGAUAUCACGUCAUUAACCAAAGAUAAAGUGUUGCUUCCGGUCGCUUUGGCACUUCCUCUUGAACCAGCAAGUGCAACUGGACCUCCAAGUCCAGCUCGGGGCUCCGCAGGAAUGCCAGCACCAACAUCUCCAGCAGUAGCAGGUACUUACCAAGCACCUCCAACACCAAAACAAGAAGCUAUCGAGCCGGAAAGUAAAGUAUGCACAGAAAAGCGAAGAACAGCUCGAGUGGGGAAGAUGGCAGUUAGAAAUAACUUGCAACAAACGAGUACGAUGCUGUUGAUGUGCCAGGAAAGAGAUCAAAAUCAAAGUCUUCUUCUCGGGGAAGUUAAGCGGGAAGUAGAGAGUCCUAAAGAGGAUCCAAAGAAAGUGCUCAUAGAAGUAAUUGAGGCACCAAUAAAAGCUGUAAUAAAUUCUAAAGUUGAACCACCACAAUCGCCUUGCGAAAAUAUUGAAGAGUGCCCUAGAACGGAAAUAAAUCUUGGUCAUUGUGACGAAGUAAUCGAAGAAAUAACUCCUCAAUUAUCAAAAUCUGGAGAAAAACAAACCAAUGAGAACCCAGAAACAAUAAAAAUAGAAGAAAUGUUGCCGACAGUGCCCGAAAAAAAUUUAUUAGAACCUUGUGUUAAAACAGUAGCCGAAAACGUGAAAGUAAAAAAUAUGAAACGACGAUCCUCUAGUACCAAAACGGAUGAACCGCCGCAAUCGCCGCCGAAAAAACGAAAAAUCGACCCGAAAUUAAACGGAAGUUACAAAGACUUGAUCAAUAAAAACUAUAACACACUUCAAAUUAGCAACGGUAAAAGAAAACUUUUAGCCGCAAAUCAAGAAUCAUCCGAAACGAAUAAAUUAGAACCCAAACGAACCAGAAGCACAUCAAAAGAAAUCGACGCCAAGAAACACACCAAACUCGCAAAACAAUCGUCGAACGACGAUUCCGAAUUAAUAGAAAACACCGAACCCUCACCGAACCACCAACUCAAACGAAAAAAAUUUUGUUCGAGAAACUUAAAGAAUAUCAAAGGAAAUGGAACGGAAAAGAAUUAUCCGAAAAGCAACGUUGACCGGACCAUCGAUUGUGUUGUGAAUGAAUCGCGGACAAAAGUGUUAAGUGACACCCAAAGAACGAACGGUGAAAAAGUGACUAAUAACGGCGUUAAAGCGAAGUGCGAAAUUAAGAAGGAGCCUGUUAUGAGGAAGAAACUGGUGAAAACUAUUCCGAAACCUGCGGCGCCGGUUGAAGUUAAAAAACCGCCGAUUGUUGUUAAGAAAAAAAUUAAGCAGAAAGUACCGGAAGUUAUUGUUACUGCUGCCCCUAUUGUUAAACCAAGGAGAAGUCUUCCAGCACCUAAGUGGUCUAAUGGAUGGACUUGGAUGGGUGAACCAUAUGAAGGAAAAGUUUUUCUUAAUAGUGAUGAAGCUAACAUCUCAAGAAAAUGUUACCCAGCGAUGAGACACGAAGAAGGUGAUAUAAUAGAACCAAGAGAUUGUGUCUUAUUAAAAGCUGGACAAAAAAAGAACGACCUGCCUUUUGUUGCGAAAGUUGCCGCAUUAUGGGAAAAUCCUGAAGAUGGUGAAAUGAUGUUUAGUUUGUUAUGGUAUUAUCGACCAGAACAUACCGAUCAAGGAAGACUCCUUUCGGAUGAAAUCGAUGAAGUUUUCGCAUCGAGACACAAAGAUUCAAACAGCGUGGCUUGUAUUGAAGAUAAAUGUUACGUGUUAACAUUUAACGAAUACUGCAGGUAUCGCAAAAAUUUAAGAAGAUUAGAACAUGGUUUGGAGGAAAUACCAUCAACUAUUCCCACAAACGAGCCGUAUCCGAGAAUAAUACGGCAACCGCCGGCAAAUGUUGUCACAGCACCGGAUUUGGUAUUUUUCUGUCGUCGAGUUUACGAUUUUCGACAGAAAAGAAUCGUUAAAAAUCCGAGUUAAUUUUGUUUUACAAAAAUUCAAAGUGACAACAUUACCUAGUAGGUCUUUCAAAAAUUAAAAAAAUCACGGAAAAGCACACGUAUUAUUUGAUACUAAAAAAGUACAUAUUGUUACAAAAUAUUUAAAUAUAUAUAAAAGUGG